This is a messenger RNA of Chinchilla lanigera (long-tailed chinchilla), 747 nucleotides long. RefSeq lists its product as uncharacterized. Lineage: Eukaryota; Metazoa; Chordata; Mammalia; Rodentia; Chinchillidae. The record is from RefSeq and is a predicted model, not a curated record.
CCUCCCAGCCCGGCCGGGGCGCGCCCGCCACUGCCCCGGAGCCCGGCGCCCGUGCGCUUCGGGAAAGCGAGUGUGUGGGAGCGACGCGCUGCGGCGGAGCAGGAACGUCCGCACACGGCGUUUUCUCCUCCGCGUCCUUCCCGCUAGUUACGCGUGUUACGGGAAAGAAGUAGCUCUGGCAGGUGGAGUUACUCGCGUUUGUCUUCCGGAAAGCCUGAACUCGCUGAGAAAAACAGCAUUAAGACUGAAUGUUUGGGAGAAGCAGAAAGAAAAGUAUUCUAGCCUCAAAGCAGGGAUUCCUGGGGUUCCGGAGGUGGGGGACUACGGGCGACGCGGCGAAGGACGGGGCUGCCGGUGCCUCGGCGCCCAGCCCCGGGGAAGGCCGGGAGCUGACACCGGCGGGAAACCGGGGAGCAGCGAGCCGGCCUCCGCCGUGGCGCCCGAGUUUGUGGGCGGAGAUGCAUACUCCAGCAGGACCCACCCUUCGCUCGUGGCCAGCUGCUCUGACAUCUUCCGAACCGGUCUCCCUGCCUCUACUCAUCUCCCUGAGACGUAUCCUCAACAGCGACAGAUUUACUGACAAGUCCGAACUGACAAUUACAUCCUCCCACUUGAGAGUCCUAAGGGGAAGGAGGUCCUGCUCUUCCGGGAGAUUUGCUACCAUUUCCUCGGCCUCGCUCUGGGGCAAAGCACCCACCCUCCUCACGAAUCUACGCCCCCAUUAAAGAAUAUCCGCACUUUGUUCCA